CAAAACUAUUACCAAUCGUCAAACAAAAUCCCUAAAAAUUUAGGUUAUGACGCUUUCAAAAAUCGAAAAAAUGAGCGAAGAAGUGAACAGUUUAGAAGAACAAGCACGUAAAAGACAAGAACGUUUAAAAUCACUCAAACGCAAACGCGAAGAAACACCCAACGACGCAAAAAAUGACAAUGAUGCCACCAAGACUUUACCCACGCCAAAGUUUCGCAGUUACAGGCCACAAGACAAGAAUUUGAAUGAACAUUUAGUCAAAAAACGUGAAUCAAUUGAUGUGAGGAAUGAAGUCAAGGAUUUGCUCGAUUUGGCUAAAAGUGACAUGGUUAUCGAUCAAUUGGACAUUUCAUCCCUUGCUCCAAGACAACCCGAUUGGGAUUUGAAACGUGACGUUGAGAAAAAACUCGAAAAAUUGGCCAAACGGACACAAAAAGCCAUGGCCGAGUUAAUUCGAGAGAAAUUGAAAGCGAAACAGGAUUUGGCUGAAGUUUCAAACGCUCCAGUCGAUGUGUGAUUGAUACUGUCUUUAUUUUGUAUCGAUUAUUGCUAAUAAAUUAUUUUUAUUGA
This is a messenger RNA of Tribolium madens (black flour beetle), 570 nucleotides long. Its product is annotated as coiled-coil domain-containing protein 12. The record is from RefSeq and is a predicted model, not a curated record. NCBI's taxonomy places the organism in Eukaryota, Metazoa, Arthropoda, Insecta, Coleoptera, Tenebrionidae. The coding region runs from base 47 to 517 and encodes 156 amino acids. Gene Ontology annotation, cellular component: U2-type spliceosomal complex; post-mRNA release spliceosomal complex. The transcript is spliced from 2 exons.